This is a messenger RNA of Erigeron canadensis, 4437 nucleotides long. RefSeq names its product formin-like protein 13. The transcript has 19 exons. Lineage: Eukaryota; Viridiplantae; Streptophyta; Magnoliopsida; Asterales; Asteraceae. The coding region runs from base 1 to 3786 and encodes 1261 amino acids. The record is from RefSeq and is a predicted model, not a curated record.
AUGGCAUUGUUAGGUAAAUUGUUCUACAAGAAGCCGCCUGAUGGACUCCUAGAGAUUUCUGAAAGAGUUUAUGUAUUUGAUUGCUGUUUCACUAUUGAUCCUUGGGACCAUGAUAAUUAUAGAGGUUAUAUAGGAAACAUAGUAAGUCAUCUAAAGGAUCAUUAUCCUGAAGCUUCAAUUCUGAUAUUUAAUUUUCGAGAGGGAGAUACAACAAGCCAACUUGCCUCUGCUUUAUCGGAUCAUGAUAUGACCAUAGUGGAAUACCCUCGGCAUUAUGAAGGUUGCCCAAUACUCUCCAUGGAGGCAAUCCACCAUUUUUUAAGAUCAUGUGAAAGCUGGCUUUCAUUUGGGAUGCAGAAUGUUCUUUUAAUGCAUUGUGAGCGUGGUGGGUGGCCCGUUUUGGCAUUCAUGUUGGCUGCACUUUUGAUUUACCGUAAACAAUAUUCUGGGGAAUCUAAGACGCUUGACAUGGUUUAUAAGCAAGCUCCCACUGAGGUGGUACACUUAUUUUCGUCAUUGAAUCCUCUGCCUUCUCAGCUGAGGUACUUACAAUAUGUAUCUCGAAGGAACGUGGCUACAGAAUGGCCACCUUUGGAUCGGGCACUCAGUCUGGAUUGUGUGAUCAUGCGAAUGAUUCCUGAUGUGGAUGGAAAUGGUGGUUGCCGUCCUAUAUUCAGGAUUUACGGACAAGAUCCUUACAUGCCCGGUGAUAAAUCUACCAAACUUUUGUUUUCCACCCCAAAAUGGAGUAAGAAUGUUCGAUACUAUAAACAGGCAGAAUGUGAAGUUGUUAUAAUUGACGUAAAUUGCCAUAUUCAAGGUGACAUUGUGUUAGAGUGUAUCAACUAUCUGAUAGAUGAUGAUGAAGUGGAGCAUGAAAAUAUUAUGUACCGUGCUAUGUUCAACACAUCUUUCAUCAGAUCAAAUAUUUUAAUCGUAAAUCGUGAUGAAAUUGAUAUACUGUGGGAUGCCAACUACGAAUUCCCCAAGGACUUCAAAGCUGAGUUUCUUUUCUCUGAAAUGGACGCUGCAGCUUCUAUAGUCACAUUCGAUGCAUACUUUUUUGAUGAGAAGGACACUAUCCCUAUAGAAGCAUUUUCCAAAGUCCAAGAGAUAUUUAGUAGUGUGGAUUGGCCAUCUCCUACCCGCGAUGCUGCAAUUGACAAGGGUAAAAAACGUACCGUAUCAUCAGAGAAUGAUCCAAAGGCCUCUUCUCAGUUGGCUAAGGAGAAGCCCUUUGUUUCACAAGAACCCUUGGAUGCAUCCAGAAGAUCUGUAUCGUCUUCUACAUCAACGUCACCAAAGUAUCUUUCUGAAAGUGAACCUGUGCAUCCUUACCUUCGCGGACAGCAAGAGACACAUUUACAUGAAAGUACAACAUCUUCAAAAAAUCUAGCUGCUGGUGUGGAUAAAUCUCCAUCAGCCAAGUCAAACCAACUAUUAAAGGAAAAUACUGAUAAUGAACCACUUUCUCAAACACGUCCUCCAACUCAGCCUGCAUUCCCUCCAUCUAUCCAACCUAGCCCGUCGUUUAAAGACCUUGAAGUCAAGGUUGAGCCUUCUCUAACCGUACCUUCCCAUAAAAGUCCUUCAAGAUCAUCUAGGGAGGACCGGUCUGCAGCAGCACAAACAUCACACACCCCACGCAGAUCACAAGAUUCUCCACCGCUAUCUCCUCCAACUCCACCUUUAAAAGAGAAGCUAGCUACGGGAAGUGAACCUACUCCGCCACGUACACCACCUCGUUCAACCUCACCUUCACCAAAGAAAUCAACUGACAAACCUGGACCUUCUCCCUCAUCACCUCCUCCAACUGAAACCAAGAAAGAGAAGCUGGCUGCAACAGCUAGAACAUCUCCGACGCCACCAGUAUCACCACCUCAUGCAACUGCCCCUACAAAAGAGAAACCUGAAAGGACAGUUAGACCAUCUCCAACACCACCAGUAUCACCACCUCCUGCAACGGCAUCUACGAAAGAAAAGCCAGAAAGAACAGCUGGACCAUCUCUAAUGCCACCAGUAUCACCGCCUCCUUCAACUCCCGCUACGAAAGAGAAGCCAGAAAGAACAGCCGGUCCAUCUUCACUGCCACCGGUUUCACCACCUCCUUCAACUGCCCCUACAAAAGAGAAGCCAGAAAGAACAGCUGGACCAUCUCCAAUGCCACCGCUAUCACCGCCUCCUUCAACUGCACCUACGAAAGAGAGGUCAGAGAUGGUGACAACUCAAUCCUAUACACCAGCCCCACCACCAGCACCACUACCACCACCCCCUCCAACGAUAUCUCUAAAAGAGAUACCAAAAGUUGCACCACCACCGCCGCCGCCGCCAACUCCUCCGCCUGCAGGGCCAGGGAAAAACAAUGGAGUUGCAUCUCCAGUGCCACCUCCCCCUCCUCCAAUACCUUCUAAUCAAAAAGGAGGUGUUGUACCGCCGCCACCACCACCAUCAAGAGCAACCAGUUUGCCUGGAGCACCAGCUCCCCCACCACCUUUAGGUAGGGGACGUGGUCUAUCGUUGGCAAUGAAAAAUCAACAAGGGAAGAAACUCAAGCCUUUACAUUGGUUAAAGUUAACGAGGGCAGUCCAAGGUAGCUUAUGGGCCGAAACACAAAAAUCUGGUGAAGCUGUAAAGACUCCAGAAAUUGAUAUAAAAGAACUCGAGAAUCUCUUCUCAGCAGCAAAUCCUAAUCAAGACAAGGGUGGUCCAAAAUCAAAAUCUGCAUCAGUAGCUAAUAAACCAGAAAAAGUACAACUGAUUGAACAUAGACGGGCAUGCAACUGUGAGAUCAUGCUUUCAAAGGUGAAGAUACCACUAAAUGAACUGAUGGAUUAUGUCCUCGCUUUAGAUGAAUCAGCACUGGAUGUUGAUCAGGUAGAUAACCUUAUUAAGUUUUGUCCUACGAAAGAGGAGAUAGAUUUGCUAAAGAGCUACAAAGGAGAGAAGGAUAAACUAGGCAAAUGUGAACAGUUCUUCAUGGAGCUGAUGAAAGUUCCACGAACAGAAUCUAAACUCAGAGUUUUCUCUUUUAAGUUGCAGUUUGGGUCACAGGUUUCUGAUCUUAGAAAGAGCUUAAACUCGGUAAAUUCAGCUGUGGAAGAGGUCAGGAGUUCUUCUAAAUUCAAGAGAGUCAUGCAAACAAUUCUCACAUUGGGAAACGCUUUGAACCAAGGGACAGCAAGAGGCUCUGCCGUUGGCUUCAGAUUAGAUAGUCUCCUAAAACUUACAGAUACUCGUGCAAGGAACAACAAAAUGACCCUCAUGCAUUAUCUUUGUAAGGUGCUUUCUGAGAAACUCCCCGAACUCCUCGAUUUUUCCAAGGAGCUAGAGAGUUUGGAACCUGCAUCAAAGGUACAACUGAAAUAUUUAGCAGAGGAAAUGCAAUCUAUUAGCAAAGGACUCGAGAAAGUUGUCCAAGAAUUGUCAACUGCAGAAAAUGACGGACCAGUCUCUGAAAAAUUUAUAAAGGCAUUGAAGGAGUUUCUUUGUUCAGCUGAAGGUGAAGCACGGGCGUUGGCCUCGUUGUACUCUUUGGUGGGUAAAAAUGUUGAUGCUUUAAUUCUUUACUUCGGAGAGGAUCCAGCCCGUUGCCCAUAUGAGCAUGUUGUAUCCACUUUGCGAAACUUUGUGAGAAUGUUCAAUCAAGCACAUGAAGAAAACUGCAAGAAAUUAGAAGCUGAGAUAAAGAAGGCGGAGAAGGAUGCCUCAAAUGAAUUAUCAAAACCAUGUGAUUCCAAGAUGGAAUCAGAAAAAAUAAAAAAUUCUCCUAUCAAAACGGUCAAAUAAAUUGUCUUCUCAUUUCCCAAAUCAUUAAACUUUUAUUGGUGGGAAUAAAAAGGGCUCCGGUUGCAGCAUUUUAAGGUCACCGGUGCCUACAUUUUAUUCGGAGGUUGCUCCCAUGAUGUAUAUCAACAACGUAAAGAUGUAUAGUAUCAUUGUUUCUGCAGAAACUAUCAUUACUAUUGCCCGUGUAUCGAAGUUUGUGUUAAUUGAGUAACCUCGACAUUGAGUAUGGAGCUACAUAUUAUGACCAAGAGAUCUCCUACAAUUUUGUUUGGACGAGAAGACAUGUUCUCAAUCAUAGUGACAAUGAAUAAAGAGCCAUUCAUUCAUCCUCUAGUUUACUCUGCCAUUAUUAUCGGUAACAUGAGGGAAAAAGCAUAACGUGUUUUCUCUAAAUCGGCCAGUGAUCAACGUUGUGGCAUGAAAUUUGUCGGAUAUGUGUAAUUUUCAGAGAAACAAGAAAGCAAAAAAAAAAAAACGAGAGAAGGAAUGGGGAAUUGCUUUGUGGGCCCGAUUUGAGUUAGUUAUAGAAAGAUUGGUUCAGGAAUCGUGGUUAUAGUUGAUGUGAUUUGUAAAUUAUUCUUGUAGAGGGAUGAUGUUUCGUUUAUUUGCAAGUUAAGUACGUUUAUUCCAGCACAUGGUUAAUUUGUGAAA